AUGCUGCCCUGUUUCUUGUUUCUCUCCAAGAACAUCGGCCCUUCACUGGUGUCCCUGCGCAAUGCGCGCCGGGGCUUCGCGCUCCCGCCGCUCCGGGUCUCCAGGCUCCCCUCGCGCCCUAGGCGCACUGCCCCACUGCGCCCGCUGGCAGCAGCCGCCUCCUCCGGGAACCCAGCCCGGCCCGCCUCCGCCCAUUCCCGGGUGCGCCAGAACUUCCACCCGGACUCCGAGGCUGCCAUCAACCGCCAGAUCAACCUGGAGCUCUACGCGUCCUACGUGUACCUGUCCAUGUCCUAUUACUUCUCCCGAGAUGACGUGGCCCUGAACAACUUCGCGGGAUAUUUCCUUCGUCAGUCCCGGGAAGAGACCCAGCACGCGGAAAAGCUGAUGAGGCUGCAGAACCAGCGGGGAGGCCGGAUCUGCCUGCAGGACAUCAAGAAACCAGACCAGGACGACUGGGAAAGCGGGCUGAACGCUAUGGAGUGUGCGCUCCUCUUGGAGAAGAAUGUGAAUCAGUCCUUGCUCGAAUUGCACACUCUGGCCUCAGACAGAGGUGACCCCCACUUGUGCGACUUCCUGGAAACUCACUAUCUGAAUGAGCAAGUGAAGUCUAUCAAAGAACUAGGUGACCACGUGCAAAACUUGAUUAAGAUGGGGGCCCCAGAUUCUGGCCUGGCAGAGUACCUCUUUGACAAGCACACCCUUGGAGAUGAAAACAAUCAGAACUAA
This is a messenger RNA of Neogale vison (American mink), 729 nucleotides long. RefSeq names its product ferritin mitochondrial (gene FTMT). The coding region runs from base 1 to 729 and encodes 242 amino acids. Gene Ontology annotation, cellular component: cytoplasm; mitochondrion. The record is from RefSeq and is a predicted model, not a curated record. Gene Ontology annotation, biological process: intracellular iron ion homeostasis; iron ion transport. The transcript has a single exon. Lineage: Eukaryota; Metazoa; Chordata; Mammalia; Carnivora; Mustelidae. Gene Ontology annotation, molecular function: ferrous iron binding; ferric iron binding.